UAAAACAUCUUUGAAAUUAUACAAUAGUAAUUAAUAUUUAUGUAAUUAAUUUAGUGGUAUUAAAGAUUCAUAAAAGAAAAUUUGUUAAUAAUUAACAAUCAAAUCAACCUAAAUAAUAACAAAAAUAUAAUUUAUAUGUUUGAUUCUUUUCCUUCAGAAGGAUAAAAAUUAGUUCCAAUAAAUACUCUCUCUGUUAUGGAGUGGAAUGGGCUCCACCCAUAAAAAUUUUCAGGAAGUAGAAGACAUAUUAGACCAUAGGAUUAAUUGAAUGGUUAUGAAGGUGCCCCAUUACCUUUAUUAGGAAGAAAACAUUUUGAAUCAAAAUUUUCAGCAGUCGGCGAAUAUAAACCCCAUAUAAAAGUAUUUCCAUAAGUUAGCAAUAAAACAACAGAUUUAAGAAGUUUAACUACUGGAGGACUAAAAAAAAUUCCUUACGUUCCUCCUCAGCGUAAAGCAAGACCAGAAAAACUACAUUUAUAUUCAAAAAAAUCAGGUCAUUUUGAAGAUAAAUUAAAUGGAAUUAAAACUUUUGAAAUAGCAAAUCAACGCACAAACAACUAAUAUGAAUUAGAAAAGCAACUUUAAACAAAAACAAGAGUUGAAGGUCUUCCCUAAAUGCGUAAUUAGCUUGAUGUAAGAAGUUUAGGUGAUAAAGCAUAUAGACACCCAGAAUAUGCAUCUGAUUUCUACAAGCAAGGAGGUUUGAUUCCUGGAGCAACAAUAUAAGAUAAAAGAUAAAAAGUAGUAAGUGAAAAGUAAUUGUAAAGUGCCAGAGUACCUGGAAAACUAACUUGGAAAGAAAGAGAAAAAAUUGAGGAAAUGAAUGAAGAUAAAAGGCAAGUUGAUGAAUUAGAUUUUUGGGAAUAAAAUAUUUUGAGAGAAGCCAACCCAAAUUGGAAAGACCCUGAAAAAUUCUUUGAAAAUGAAGAUAACUAAAAUGCAGCUUUAAAUUAAAAAGGAAAAGUAGAUAAUAAAAAGGCUCCUCCAGCAAAAAAAAAAUGAAGGAAAAAUAACAUACUCUAAAUUAAAAAGGAGUUCAAUCAUUAAAAAAUAUAAAUAUAAUUGGAUGCUGUUUUCAUUCAAAUUUAAAAUCAUUAGAAUAAAAUUUAAUAGAAAAAUUCUGUAAUAACAAGAAAUAAUUAAAUAUAAAUAAAUAUACAAAUAAAUUAAAUAUUGAUUUAUUACUAUUUUAAAGAGCAUUCUAUCUAUAUAUACACAUCUAGUCUCAAAAAUUAUAAAUUAUUUAGCUAGUUA
Tetrahymena thermophila SB210 is the source of this 1254-nucleotide messenger RNA. RefSeq lists its product as hypothetical. The transcript has 2 exons. NCBI's taxonomy places the organism in Eukaryota, Ciliophora, Oligohymenophorea, Hymenostomatida, Tetrahymenidae. The record is from RefSeq and is a predicted model, not a curated record.